UCUUUUUCUUAGCGUAUAGUGUUCUCGUAGUCUGCACGUCGGCGUUUUCGUCAUACAUUGCUAAAUCAUUUGUAUUUCAUAAUAACGAUGCCUCAAGACUUUCAACAAGAAAUCAUAUCCAUAAGAGAGUGGCUUGCGAAAGAACCUCACCUACCAAAUGACUUUGAUGAUUUCAUGCUGGAAAAGUUUUUGCACAGCUGCUAUGGUAGUUUGGAGAAGACAAAGAAAUGCAUAGAAAGGUUUUGUACGACGCGCAGUCACAUGUCAGAGAUCUACACAUCGAGGGAUCCGAUAUCAUCGAGCAUGGAGACCGCUUUCUCUAUUACUAACGUUACCACUCAUGAGGCUGGUGAAAAUGAAAUAUUAAUUCAUCAAUUGGAAGAUCCGACUCUGGAAAGAUUUAAUUUUUACGAUAUCUUGAAGACAUUCGCUUUACAAGCAGAUAUGUGGUUAAUGGAACAAAAGUUCUUGCCCGAAGGACAUAUUAUUGUCUUGGAUAUGAACAAUUAUUCCUUGAGAAUGAUUCCUAGAUUAAAUAUUUUCUUCCUAAGAGAAUUCUUCAUGUAUUUAUUGGAAGGAAUGCCAGUACGUGUAAAACAAAUCUAUGCAAUCAAUGCGCCGUCAUUUUACGACAAACUUUUCGCCUUAGUUAAACCGGUGCUACCAUCUGAAAUUUGCAAUAUCAUUCGUUUCUUGCCCGAUUUUCAAAGCUUGCAUCAACAUAUAGACAAAAAAUAUCUGCCAUCUGAGUACGGAGGCGAAGCGGAAAGUAUGAAAGCACAACACAAAAACUGGAUUGUUCAAAUUCAACAGACCAGAUCAAGAUUUUUAAACGAUAACUUAUGGAAAGCAGACCUGAAAAAGAAAUCAAAAAACAACUCUUUUGAAAAUGCAAUGAGUGGUUCUUUCAAAACAUUAUGCAUAGACUAGUUUAACAUAGUAUGGUUUUAUUUUACAACAGAAUAAGUUUUUACAUUGUGAAGGUAAUUAAGUAAACAUAACAUAUCAAAUAUGUUAUUCCUUAACCCUUAUUGUGGCUAGAUUCUUUUUUGAAUAAGAGCUAAAAAAAAACGUCUAGAAAUGACACGUGUUUAAUAAAACUAAGUUAAAAAUUAUUUUAUAGUGAUCGUAUAUUUUUAUAAAGUUGUAUAUAUGGUAUACUAUACAAUAUGAACAUAAGAUUUUGAUACCAUUUCAUAAUAAAACAUACCUAAUACUUUGUAA
This is a messenger RNA of Papilio xuthus (Asian swallowtail), 1224 nucleotides long. The record is from RefSeq and is a predicted model, not a curated record. NCBI's taxonomy places the organism in Eukaryota, Metazoa, Arthropoda, Insecta, Lepidoptera, Papilionidae.